UCUUUCAACAAGACCUCUGAAGCCUUAAGGGCAAGUACCCAAGGGACUAGCAAUAUCCUUCCUCCUUUCUUCUACCGCACGUUCUAUGAAACCUCAAUAACCUUGAGCUCGCGUGUCAGCAAGGACACCCACGUCAAGCACCGCGAAAGGCAGAAGCUAAAGAUUAGGAAAGGCAACGCAUUCCAAGCUGUUGGAAACGUUGAUUUCAGGCGUGAGUUGACCAAACCGAGAAUUGAGCGUCAUCUGGUUUGGAACAAGAAGCGUGACCCGUCUUCAUUCAUAUCGGUGUUUAAUGACUUGGACCCCGCCCAGCGACGAGCAGACUUCCAUUACUCUAUAGGUCAACGGAUCGGACAUAGAGUAUCUGUGGCAGAAAUCAGCACAGCUGACCUUGUUCCCGCUACCGUUUCCGGCAUCUGCGAGACGACUUGGAAAGUAUUUACUAAGGUCACGCCCGGCGAGUCUCUCAAGUCUACAGUGACUACUCUUCCAGCGGAUCUUCCAGUCUGGGUCAGUGCGCGUCUGAAACCCGCAGAUGGUUCAUCAAUCACUAUAGAUGAAUUUGAGGCGGCAGACGCAGAGCUUUGGUUAUCAAUAACAGAGUUGAGGAUGUCCAAUUUGAAAGAUCAGCCUCAUGGUCACGACCGACGCCGGAUGCUUUUCGCUGAUGGGCAUGAUUACGAGUGGCUCGCGCUUGGCAGGAUUCCAGAGUCGCGUAUCAAACGAAUUAUGCCAUGGGAUGGCCAGAUACUUCACAAAACUCCGGGUGUUGAAACAAUCUACAGCAAAUUCAGCGCUGAGCCGUGGAUCUACGACCGUGAUAUUGAAUCGUGGCGUUUGGAUCCAGAGCUC
Boeremia exigua is the source of this 852-nucleotide messenger RNA. RefSeq lists its product as uncharacterized. The annotation marks the transcript as partial. The transcript is spliced from 2 exons. Lineage: Eukaryota; Fungi; Ascomycota; Dothideomycetes; Pleosporales; Didymellaceae. The record is from RefSeq and is a predicted model, not a curated record.